Molecule: messenger RNA, 870 nt
Organism: Exophiala bonariae
Lineage: Eukaryota; Fungi; Ascomycota; Eurotiomycetes; Chaetothyriales; Herpotrichiellaceae
Exons: 2
Coding region: 1-870 (289 amino acids)
Source: RefSeq, a predicted model, not a curated record
AUGCACUCUCCUUUGCCGAAUCGCAAGCGAGAUUUUAGAACAUUCGGGUCACCCAAAUCUUCCUCAUUACCUCCACGCAGAGAGGAUCUUGAAAUGACUUUCGUAGAGCAUUUCAGUUCACCAGUGAUCGAAGUCGUGAUCGGAAAGAAUAAAACAAAAUUCAACGUUCACAAAUCCCUUGCGAUGGAGAAAUCAGCUCUCUUUCGCGACUAUUUCCCGAAAAGAGCCAACGCCAAUUCACCCACCUUCCCUUUGGGCAUUGUCGAGGAUGGCCGGCACUUCGAACCCUUCAUCUUUUGGAUGUACAACGCGCAUGGCAAUGUCCUGGAUACAGGGGCCAAGCCUCCAUACCACUUUGGAGAACUCUGGACUCUCGCAGAGGAGAUCGAAUCAAACGAGUACCGCAAUUUCUUGGCCGAUACAAUUCAACGCCUUCCUGCAGACCCCGAAUGGUAUGUGAAGUCAUAUGACGAAUUAGUCAGUACCGGACGCGGCGGGUCUGUCAUGGGAAAAUUCCUCAUCGAGUGCUUGGCUUACAGCGCGGCAACUCAGGGCUGGGAGCACCUUAUCGGAAACGACGUCGCUUCAGCUGAGGCUGCGAAAUGGUUUGGCAGUCGCAAGCAGCUGUUGCACCACUUGCUCCUAUCAGUCAACGAGACCAAAAAUUCCGAGGACCCAAGACAACGAUACGAUUGCGCGUUACACCUCCAUGAUUCGGAAGCUGAGAGAGAAGAAUGCCUUCGAUAUGGGAAGGUAGAGUUGGAUGAUUCGACAAAGCCUGCAAAGUCUGAAGACCCCAAGAACGAGGAAGAUCGUGGAGAGAAGCGUGCACGGUUCGAUCCAGGUGACGGUACGCAUGCAAUUGCUUGA